GGCCGCUCCGCGCUCAUGCCUGCUGUGGUGUCUGACUCCGUGAGGAUGGACGGUGUGUCGUUGGGUCUGGUGGCCACACCGGCCUCACCGCAUCCAAACUGUACCACAGAGUCGGAGGAGGACACGGUGAAUGGAGGGAUGCACACCUUCAACCAGACGCACAUGAGGAAAGCAUUUCAGCUGAUGAACGACCUGAGAAGUAAAAAGAUGCUCUGUGACGUCCAGCUGGUGGCGGGGAGUGUCGAAGUGCCCGCUCACAGGGUGGUCUUAGCAUCCUGUAGCCCCUACUUCUGUGCCAUGUUCACAGGUGAUAUGAGCGAGAGCAAAGCCCAUCAGGUGGAGAUCAGAGAAGUGGACGGUCAGACCCUGAGAAAGCUGGUCGACUACAUUUACACAGCUGAGAUAGAAGUUACGGAAGACAACGUCCAGGUUCUGUUGCCGGCAGCCAGUCUCCUCCAGCUGAUGGAUGUUCGUCAGGUUUGUUGUGAAUUCCUGCAGUCUCAGCUUCACCCCACCAACUGUCUGGGCAUUCGAGGCUUCGCUGACCUGCACACAUGCACACAACUUCUCAACCAAGCCCACGCAUACGCUGAGCAGCAUUUCACUGACGUGGUGCAGGGCGAGGAGUUUCUGGGCCUCUCUCUGCAGCAGGUGUGCAGCCUCAUCUCCAGCGACAAACUCACCGUCUCCACUGAGGAAAAGGUGUUUGAAGCAAUGAUAUCUUGGAUCAAACACGAUAAGCCGGCUCGUCUUGAGUACAUGCCCAAACUAAUGGAGCAUGUCAGACUUCCACUACUGUCCAGGGAUUACCUGGUACAGAUUGUUGAGGAAGAAGCUUUGAUAAAGAACAACAACACCUGCAAAGAUUUUCUCAUAGAAGCCAUGAAGUAUCACCUGCUGCCGGCCGACCAGCGGCACCUCAUCAAGACCGACAGGACACGACCACGAACUCCCAUCAGCAUCCCAAAGGUGAUGAUUGUGGUGGGUGGUCAGGCUCCGAAGGCCAUCCGCAGUGUGGAGUGUUACGACUUCCAGGAAGAUCGCUGGUACCAAGUAGCCGACCUGCCUUCAAGACGCUGCCGGGCAGGUGUGGUCUCUAUGGGAGGGCGGGUGUAUGCAGUCGGAGGCUUCAACAGUUCGCUGCGGGAGCGAACGGUGGACGUGUACGACGGAGUCAGAGACCAGUGGAGCGCCGUGGCGAGCAUGCAGGAGAGGCGCAGCACGCUGGGAGCUGCUGUGUUGGGGGAUUUACUGUAUGCUGUGGGAGGCUUUAACGGAAGCAUAGGAUUGUCAACAGUAGAGACGUUCAAUUAUAAAACCAACGAGUGGGUGUACGUAGCCUCCAUGAACACCCGACGCAGCAGUGUGGGCGUAGGGGUGGUUGAUGGUAAGCUGUAUGCAGUUGGAGGGUAUGACGGAGCUUCACGUCAGUGUCUCAGCACAGUGGAAGAGUAUGACCCAGUGUCUGAUCAGUGGUGUUAUGUAGCUGACAUGAGCACACGUCGAAGUGGAGCAGGUGUGGGUGUGCUGGGCGGUCAGCUGUAUGCAGCAGGUGGACAUGACGGUCCUCUGGUGAGGAAGAGCGUCGAGGUGUACGACCCACAGACCAACAGCUGGAGACUGGUGUGCGACAUGAACAUGUGUAGACGAAACGCAGGUGUCUGUGCCAUUAACGGGCUGCUGUACGUGAUUGGAGGAGACGAUGGGUCCUGUAACCUUUCCUCUGUAGAGUUUUAUAACCCGGCCACAGACAAGUGGAGCCUCAUUCCCACCAACAUGAGUAACGGACGAAGCUAUGCUGGAGUAGCAGUGAUUGACAAGCCGCUAUGACCAGAGGCGUCACACAGCAUCAGCUCUGAGUCAGCAGCCGGUUGCACAGAGACUCACUCUGACAUCUGAAGCUCAACAGGCAAAUGAAGAAGCAACGCCUAAAAUACAUAUUGUCCAAAAAGAUGAGACGCCCUCAAUCCUCAGCUAACACAAUCACAGAUGAAUCUUGAUUUUGUGUGUGUGUGUGUGUUUUGGGGACUUCAACCCACAACCUGAAGUUGUUGCUGUCUCCAAGCCGUUUCCAUCAGAGCUCUGUGAGAUCCUGACUUGUAAGGACACUGUUGCACUGGAUAGGAAGUACCAGCUUCAGGAUUGAGGGCUUAUACAAACUUUUAAAGAGAAGUUUUCAAACGCCAAGCACAUAACUAGCAGCUGCAUCAGCUGUCAUGAGGGUCACUCAGAUGUGGACGUUGGAGAGACUGACUGUCAGGAAGGAACUGAUGUCGAUGGGCCAAAUGGACGAAGUGCUUUAGAAGCUCAAUGGUGUAACUACAUUCACGUGAUGGACUGUGUCAAACCCUGAGAACUGAAUACCUAAAAACACCAGCUGACAAAACGUUGACUGGCUGCACAAAAGCGCGCUGUUUCAGGCGGACCGGCUGCGUACAACAUUAAGGAUGUUCCUGCAAUAAUCUGCACGUUGCAACGCCGGCCUGUGAUUGGCUGCUGCAAGAGCAUUAUUCAAAAUCCUGGAAGCGCAAUGGGAGCCAUUUUUUUAAAAAGACUCGCCCCUGUUCUUAGAAUACAAAAAAGCUUUUGGCAACUAUUUCCUCAGCUUGAUUGAGCUGCUCGACCCCUGUGUCGACCAUCAGCAGGUCCAGCUGUCGGACUACAUGUAAAACGUCUCAGUUGCCAGGAAGUAUUUGUUCUCAACUCGGAGGCCAGGAGCUAAAGAGAGCUGCAAGAGAUGAUAAAGAAUGUACAAAACAUCUUAUAUGCAAAUUAAGUGUCAUAUUUAAUAUUUUUGAAUUUUCAAAGGGGCUGAGCACCACUGCAGUGGCUUCAGGCCCGGGCCAGUUGAUCCGAUGUGGUGGGACUUGAUUCUGAACACACUACUGAUGCACUGAUCACUUGCACUGACUGGAACAGAGCGGCAGGCCGGCCGUCUGACUCACCGAGCGGCCGGCUCGACGUCUGCCCGUCUUUCUGACUGACCAACGAGCUGAAUCGCUGACCUGCUGUCGGACGGACGGCCGCUCAGCCGUCUGUCUCCGUUACUGAUCGCACUCACGGGAGCUUUUAAACUCACCGUUUAAAAGCCAAUAGUUUCAUCGGAAAUUGUAAAAGAAAAAUGUGCCAGUUACGAUGGAACAGAAUCAGAACAAUGCUGGAGAUGUUUUUAUUGCUUAGUAACAAAUUGAAAUAAUGAUUUGUUUCUCCUCGUUGUCUAACGGAGUAUAUCAGAAAUGCACUGUAGAAGUUCAAUUGUAAAAUUAUCAUGUAAAAGAUGCAGGAUUAAGAUUUUUAUUUAUUGCUCUGGUUCAGUUGAUCACAUAGCAUUUAUUCAUAUCAAAGUCAUUUUCUCAGCCUGAUAAUGUUGCAUUUGUGCCCUCGUCACAUCCACUUAGAUGACGGUGGGCAUAUUUUAGAUGUAGUUAUUUAGUGAGCUGACUGGUGCCAUCGCUUUGAAGACAAUGGAUUUGUAGAAGCUGUUUUAUGAAAGGUUAUUUUUCAGCCAACCUUUGAUUUCUGUCAGCGAUCUUUCAAACAUCACAGAGUUACUUUGGAAGUAUGUAAAACACUAAUACGACCGUACUGUUGUUUGUGAGACGUAUUGAGCUCCAUUAGUCCCAUCCACGAUGCAAACAUGCAGAUUUAUGAGUGAGUCUUCAUGUUUUUCAUGUUAGUUUCAGUUCUUAUGAUUUCAAACUUGGAGUGACUUGAAGCUUGCGUAAGAUGCCGUAAGUGAUCACUGUGAACAUUCCAGUUUUCUUUUUUUUUUCUUUUUAGAGACAGCACAGGUUUAGGGGGUGUUCGGAGCACGAAGUUAAAGUUGGAGCUUUUUAAUACGGUGAUGCUGCCAGAGAACCACACCAGAUUUAGAGGUGUUGUAUCGUCGGGUGACACUUUUUCUUUAUAGCACCAAAGCAUGUGUUGCCAACUGAGAAUCGGAGUCUUAAGAAACACAGGUGGAGGUAAAUUAACGCACUUGGCAGCAGUUAAAGAGGGGAUUUUAAGCACAAAUGUAGAAGCCUUCCGUUAGCACCCCAAUCCAAACAAUCAGAACCGACAUCACUACAUUUCUCAAAAUAAGAACUCCACACAGCUCACUGGCAUCUGUCUCAAGCAAAUUCAGGUCAUUGUUACUUGAUGUUCAUAUUGGUUCAACAACAAUGGAAACAUAUGAAAGAAGCGUUUUUCACUCUCUAAGCAUUGUGAUACUACAGACCAUAAUUAACAAUAACUUUAUGCAGUUUAGUGUAGAUGGGCUAAAACAUAAAACACCACCUGUGUGAUUGAUGUUCAGAAUGAAUUCUUAACUAAAGUAUUUCAUCUUUAGGUGCAUUUAGUCACGUUGAUGGUGAUCUGGUCAAAAUCUCCACAACAGUGACUAAAUGGGCUCUGAAGUGAGAUUCUUUGAAGUUUCCUGAUUAAUAAUGUUCUUACUGAGUGCAGAUGUUAUAUUUUUAAUAUAAACUGUGGAUGUUGUGAACCAAA
Molecule: messenger RNA, 4488 nt
Organism: Stegastes partitus (bicolor damselfish)
Lineage: Eukaryota; Metazoa; Chordata; Actinopteri; Pomacentridae
Gene: klhl3
Product: kelch-like family member 3
Exons: 15
Coding region: 16-1830 (604 amino acids)
Molecular function (GO): protein binding
Source: RefSeq, a predicted model, not a curated record